Messenger RNA from Paracoccidioides brasiliensis Pb18, 762 nucleotides. RefSeq lists its product as uncharacterized. The transcript is spliced from 2 exons. The record is from RefSeq and is a predicted model, not a curated record. Gene Ontology annotation, cellular component: nucleolus; nuclear exosome (RNase complex); cytoplasmic exosome (RNase complex). Bases 1 to 762 code for a protein of 253 amino acids. Gene Ontology annotation, biological process: poly(A)-dependent snoRNA 3'-end processing; nuclear mRNA surveillance; U4 snRNA 3'-end processing.
AUGGCUACUCCGGAAGCCUGUCUCGUUCCACUCAGUUUCCCGGAUGGGUCAGCUUCCUAUACCUCCCCCAACGGAGAUAAAAUUCUUGGAUCAGUUAAUGGCCCUAUCGAAGUUGGCCGUCGAGACGCUCAGAAGCCGGAGGAGGCUACAAUAGAGGUCCUCGUUAAGCCAGGUGCUGGCAUGAGUGGCGUUGGUGAGCGAUAUGUUGAAGGGAUUUUGCGGAGCAUCCUGAGUAGAGUUAUACUGGUACGGGAAAAGUCUAUGCCUAGAAGGGGAAUUGUAAUCACCUUGGUUGUUUUGGAGAAUAAGGGAGCGGAUGGAAAGGUUACCAAACGCGGUGGAUCUUGUCUUCCGAUUCUACCUUCGCUGUUGCACACGUCUCUACUUGCUCUGCUAUCUGCAGCCAUCCCUCUCUCUAUGAUAUUCACUUCCUUAUUAGUCGCGGUAUCCGGGACUGGCGAACUGAUUCAGCACCCUUCAUAUGACUGUAUCAAAACUGCUGCAUCCUUACAUGUUCUGGCAUUCUCAUCUAAAGGCCAUCUACUUCUUAAUGAAAGUGAAGGUGAAUUUUGCCUUGAUACGUGGGAUAAGGUCUACGAACUAGCCGAAUCUGCAUGUCGAGGAGGCGCAGAGUUUCGAAAAGGAAAUGGCGAUGUUGAAAUGAGCGGUAGGAAGACUGGACAAACCCUUGAACAGAUUGUCAGAGAUACUGUGGAGGAUAAGCUUCGUGAAGACUUUGCAUGGAAAAUCGCUGCGGCUUAA